AUGGAAAAAACAAUGGAAAAAAAAAAAUACAAUCUCAAACAAAUAUGUUCGAUGAUAAAUAAUUUAUUCCCUAAUACGAGCUUGCAAUAUACAUAUAUAAAUACAUUUAUAUUAUGUCUGCUCUUUACAUUUAUACAUAAGUACCUAGAUCAAACAUUACCAUCUUUAUAUAAAUCAAUUGAAAAGGAUUUUAAUAUUGAUAUUAAAAUAUUACAUUAUAUGAAUACUAUUUAUAGAUUAGCAUAUUCAGCGUUUAAUUUUGUGUUUGCAAUUUUUUUCGAUUUUACCUUUAAACAAAUUUUAUCUUCUAAAUAUGAUGAAAAUAGGGACAGCUUAUCCAAAAGUACAAACCAAAACAACAAUGAUGGUAGUAAUCCAAUUCAAUAUGAAGUAAAUUUUAAUAAUGAAAAUGAAUUUAAAGAUGUUGAAAAAUUAAGCAGUGAUAAAAAAAAAGAUAGUGAAACAAAAUGUGGAAACGAAAAAAUAUUUAAUAGUAAUAAAUUAUAUGGAAAUUCAUUUUCUUUACAAGAUGAAAUAACUAUAAGCGAAUAUGAAUACACAUUAAAGGUUCUUUUGAUUUCACUAAUAAUUUAUACAACAGUUAUAUUGGGAAUUAUAAUUGCUAAUAAUUAUAUGCAUGUAUUUUUUUUUUUAUUUAUUAUGGGCAUGAAUAAUUCAUGUAUAUAUAUAUUAAUACAAAAAAUAUAUACUAAUAAUGUAUUUAGUGAGAAUAGAAGUACAAUAUAUGGUUUCCUACAUUUUUUCACAUCAAUAUCACAUAUGUUAUCAGUAUUUAUAAAUACAAAUUUAAGUAAUAAAUUAUAUUUUGGAUAUAAAGGUUGGCGUCUUUGCUAUUUUAUUAUUAUAUUUUUUCCAUUCUUUGUUUCAAUAUUUUUAUUAAAAUUAAUUAAAAAUCAUAAGCUAAAAAAAAAAGGAAUUAAAAAUCAAGAUACCUCCUUUAUGACACCUCUUGAAAAUUUGACAAAUAUGGAUAACCAAAACGCUAAACAAAAUAUCAAAAGAAAAAACAAAAAUGUAAGUGGAAACGAAAAUGGAUCUAACGAAGAAAAAAAUCUUUUACUUACCGAAAUAGCAAACCCAUGUAGCGACAAUAAUAAUAAAAAUAAAAGUAGUGAAAAUAUAAAUGACAACCAGUCUAUUUCAAUUUUUCAAAAAAAUGGGGACGCUAAUUUAAUGUCAAAAGAAGAAAAAAAAAAAGAAUUUAUUUAUGAAUUUGCAUAUUUAUAUGAAAUAAAAUAUGUUUUUAAAAAUUAUAGUUUUUGGAUAAUUAUAUUUAUGGGAAUGUUAAAUGGAAUACCAAAACAUGUUUUAAGUUUAAUGAUAUAUUUUUUUCAAUAUUGCAACAUUUCAGACUUCAAAAGUGGAUUAAUUAUAUCAAUAAGUUGGCUAUGUGCAAGUUUAGUAUCCCCAUUUAUUGGUAUCAUAAGUGAUUAUAUUUAUAAAUUAAAUAGAGAUAUAAAUAGACAAUUAAUAGGUAUGUGUACACAUUUUAUAAGAAUUACAUUAAUGUUUAUUAUGUUUUAUUUUAUUCCCAAAGAACCAGAAUCUUUUAUUUAUUUUGUAAUUAUUUCUUUACUUAUGGGAAUGCUAAGUGGGUGGGUAAACAUUGGUGCUCAUAAGCCAAUACUAAUUGAUAUUGUUAAGCAGAAACAUACAGCUUUUGUAAUUUCAUUAAUGGCUGCAUUUGAAAAUAUAGGAUCCUCAAUUUUAGGUACAAUCCUUUUAAAUUUCUUUUUAAAUAAAUAUAAUUAUAUUGAUAAAAGAAAAAUAAAUCAUGUAACACCAGAAAUAAACAAACAUAAUGUCAAUGUUUUAUCUCAUGUAUUACUAAUUACGACCUGUUUCCCAUGGCUUAUUUCUUUUUGUCUUUUACACAUUCUUAAAUAUACAUAUAAAAAAGAUAAAGUAUACAAGAAUAUAAUUUAA
Molecule: messenger RNA, 1947 nt
Organism: Plasmodium vinckei vinckei
Lineage: Eukaryota; Apicomplexa; Aconoidasida; Haemosporida; Plasmodiidae
Product: major facilitator superfamily domain-containing protein, putative
Exons: 1
Coding region: 1-1947 (648 amino acids)
Biological process (GO): transmembrane transport
Cellular component (GO): membrane
Molecular function (GO): transmembrane transporter activity
Source: RefSeq, a predicted model, not a curated record